AUGAAAGCCGCAUCGCCUGCCCCCUAUCCCAUCAACACAGGUUCUCAAGCCGUUCACGAGAAAGCUCCGUGGAUUAAAUCAAUCCUUCUGGCCGGGCCACAGGGAACAGGGAAACGGAUGUUGGUGAAUGCGAUUUGCACGGAAACUGGGGCUAAUCUGUUUGACCUGUCAGCCGACAAUCUGGUUGGCAAGUAUCCGGGCAAAGACGGAUUGAGAAUGCUCGUACACAUGGUGUUCAAAGUUGCUCGACUGUUGCAACCGUCCGUGAUCAUGAUCAAUGAUUGUGAGAAGAUGAUGAAAAAGAAAAUUCCAAAGACUGAUCUGGUAAAUUCAAAAUCAAAUGGAUAUGAAUUGUGUAUAGAUAUCGUGUUUUUUGCUGUCUUUCACAUGGAAUUAUUCCACAUAAUAAUGCCCUGA
This is a messenger RNA of Echinostoma caproni, 417 nucleotides long. The record is from the annotation of a GenBank genome assembly. Lineage: Eukaryota; Metazoa; Platyhelminthes; Trematoda; Plagiorchiida; Echinostomatidae.